UCACCGGCGGCCGACUCCCCCUUCUCCUCCCUGCAAACCGCUGUUCGGAAAAGCGUAUUCCCCUUCCACCUUUUCCUCCCAGGCGACGCGAAUGGAGAAGGGCUCCGGCGCCGCCGCAGGAAGCAGCGCGCGGCCGCCGCCGAUGCCGCAGUUUGACGAGUUCCCGUUCGAGGGGAAGAAGCCCGUCAAGAACCCCUUCGUCCCCAUCGGUGCAUUGGUCACUGCGGGCGUCCUGACAGCUGGCCUGGUCAGCUUCCGGUACGGGAAUUCUCGGCUGGGUCAGAAGCUGAUGAGGGCCCGUGUGGUUGCUCAAGGCGUUACGGUUGCUCUGAUGGUCGGCAGCGCAUACUACUAUGGUGACCAAAUCAAGUUGUUCAAGAAAGGGUCUAGCCCAUGAACUUGACUGGAUAGUGGUUGUGGUGUACGGAAUGGCAUAUCUUAUGUACUGAAGUUUCACCUGGGGCUCUGCUGUUCGAUUGCCUCCUGGUCCUGGGGAUUAACUAUUGUCAUUCACGCUUGGCUAACUAGAAGUAAUUUUGGCGCAAUCUCCAGGCUUAAGAAUAAAUCCUUUUAUUCGUUGACUCCGCCCCAGUUGUGUGUUACUUAUUGUGUUCUGCAGUCAAGCGUUUUUCUCUUGUUC
Molecule: messenger RNA, 640 nt
Organism: Triticum dicoccoides
Lineage: Eukaryota; Viridiplantae; Streptophyta; Magnoliopsida; Poales; Poaceae
Product: RING-H2 finger protein ATL48-like
Exons: 2
Coding region: 92-397 (101 amino acids)
Source: RefSeq, a predicted model, not a curated record